Penicillium atrosanguineum is the source of this 1218-nucleotide messenger RNA. Its product is annotated as H(+)-transporting V1 sector ATPase subunit C. Gene Ontology annotation, cellular component: vacuolar proton-transporting V-type ATPase, V1 domain. Gene Ontology annotation, molecular function: proton-transporting ATPase activity, rotational mechanism. The record is from RefSeq and is a predicted model, not a curated record. Bases 1 to 1218 code for a protein of 405 amino acids. The transcript is spliced from 4 exons. Lineage: Eukaryota; Fungi; Ascomycota; Eurotiomycetes; Eurotiales; Aspergillaceae. Gene Ontology annotation, biological process: proton transmembrane transport.
AUGUCCAAGCCAAGCCAGUACCUCCUCAUCUCCCUCCCCUCCUCCAUCGUCCCCUCGCACCACCGCGACGACGCCCUCGAAGCCGUCUCCGUCACCGUCUCUCCCGACAAUGGCUCCGUGGCCUCCUUCCCGAUCCCCGAGUUCAAGAUCGGCACACUAGAUGCGCUCGUCCAGCAGGCUGACGAGCUGGCUAAGCUUGAAGGCCAGUGCCAGGCUGUCGUGGGCAAGGUCGGCGAUGCGUUGAAGAAUAUCCUUGAGGGAGACGAGGCGCAGAUUGAGCGCAUGAAGGUCGUCAAUGAUAAGCCGGUUGACCAGUAUCUUCGCACCUUCCAGUGGAAUAAGGUCAAGUACCGUGCGGACAAGUCGCUCGCCGAGUUGAUUGAUCUUCUGCAGAAGGAGGGUGCCAGCAUCGACAACGACAUCCGCUUCAAAUACUCCCAAUAUAACCAGGUUAAGAACACGCUGGCGACCCUGCAGCGGAAACAAACGUCCGGGUUCCCUCCUCACUUACCCCAAGCACAACUAACAGCAUACAGAGGAAACCUCUCCACAAAAUCGCUCGCCUCAAUCAUCGACCCCCGCUCUAUUGUUCAAGACUCCGAGUUCAUCGAAACACACCUCGUCGCCGUCCCCUCGCAGCAAGUAAAGGAUUUCCUGAAGACCUACGAAACCAUCACGGCAAUGGUCGUCCCCCGCUCCGCCCAAUUAGUCGCCGAGGACAGCGAAUUCUCGCUGUACGCCGUGACGACGUUCAAGAAGCACAGCGUGGAGUUCGUGCACAAGGCCCGCGAGCAGAAGUGGAUCCCGCGCGACUUCAAGUACGUUGAGGGUGGCAAGGAGGAGGAGGCGAAGGAGGUCGAGCGUGUUGGUGGCGACGAGCGCAAGCUCUGGGGGGAGACGUUGCGUCUUGGUCGCACGGCUUGGAGCGAGGCUGUUAUGGUCUGGAUCCAUGUGUUGGUCCUGCGGGUGUUUGUUGAGACGGUGUUGCGGUAUGGAUUGCCUUUGGACUUUGUCUGUGGCUUGAUUCGGGCUCCUACUACCAAGCAGGCGGAUCGUGCAAAGAAGAACCUUGAGGAUAAGUACUCUUACCUGGCUGGCAAUGCCUUUGGGCGUGACAAGAAGGGCCGUGUCAAGCGGGAUGACCCCAAUGAGAUGCAUGGUGCUGAGAGUAAUGCGGAGUACACGCCAUACGUGUUCUACGAAUUCGAGUUCAACUAA